Molecule: messenger RNA, 1248 nt
Organism: Dicrocoelium dendriticum
Lineage: Eukaryota; Metazoa; Platyhelminthes; Trematoda; Plagiorchiida; Dicrocoeliidae
Source: the annotation of a GenBank genome assembly
GCCUCACAGAUUUCUUGGGACCGACGCGGAAGAAUCCCGAGUCGGCACACGCGUGUAACGUGCGUUUUUCUUGUUAUUACUGAGUUCAAUCUUGAUUCAUUGGAUCUUACCCAGAGUGCUCAUCAGAUCAUAUCCGGACCAUUGAACGUUACAAUGUUACGCGAUUAUCUCGUUCGGAUAGAUCACGCUUUGCGUAAGCCUGGGCUCGUAUGUGACAUUCUCACUUCGUGCGAAGAACGGACAGGCAUUGGUCGCACCAUUAUAGCGACUGUUACAGCAUCAUUGUUCUUGCUCUAUUUGCUUUUAGGACAUGGUACUGCGGUCUUGGUCCUCUUGAUCGGCUUCCUUUAUCCUGCCUACCAGUCCAUAAAAGCCAUUGAAAGCCCUUCAAAAGAUGAUGACACACAGUGGCUUUGCUACUGGGUCGUUUUCGCGUUUCUACAAAUGGUGGAAGCAUGCACGUUUUCACUUGUGUAUUACAUUCCAAUAUAUACAACGAUUAAGUGCAUUUUUCUCCUUCAUUGUAUGGCCCCCAUCCCGGAGAACGGCUCAGUUUUCGUGUACAAGCACGUAAUUCGACCUUUGUUUCUAAAACAUUCAACUACUAUCGACACUGCACUGGACUCCGCGGUGACCUUUGCAGAGAGCAUUAUUGAGGAAAGCGUGUGGAAAGCUACCAAACCAACUCCAUCGGAUCAGCUGUAAUCCACAGAUGACCUGGGCAGUGGUGUUCACUUGGUCUCUAUCAAAGUUUCUAUUUAUCUCUCAACCCAGUUAAAACCAUUUCUUUUCUUUCGGUUUUGAGAUACUCAUGAAAACACUUGUACUUCCGUACAGGCCUCUUUUUAUCAGUUUGCCACCACUCAUAAAUCCUACGCCAUUUUUCUCCGUUCCUCAUUGUGAACCCACAUUCAUACUGCCGGAAUAAGCGUCAGGUCUCCCACUGCGCAUCUGUUAUACGCUAAAAAUCUCCUCCAAUCCUGGCUGCACGCUCACGAAGCGAAAUCCCACCAGGGCUUUUCUUCACAAGCCUAGGAGUAAUUGCCCUCGCUUGAUACAACGCCUGUUAUUCAUCUAAAGUUCUUCGGGUAACGCCCUUGGAGCAACUUUUUCCAAUGUUAUCCUUCACAACAGUGUGUAGGCCAUGAUCUCUACCCGUUACUCUAACUUUCAGCUCUCCGCGUUUUCAUUCCGCAACUGCUUAAACUAGGUGUCACUUUGUUCGAUCGAUUCGAGCAUAAUAACGAG